This is a messenger RNA of Morus notabilis, 1653 nucleotides long. Its product is annotated as COP9 signalosome complex subunit 5a. Lineage: Eukaryota; Viridiplantae; Streptophyta; Magnoliopsida; Rosales; Moraceae. Gene Ontology annotation, molecular function: metallopeptidase activity; deNEDDylase activity; protein binding. The transcript has 6 exons. Gene Ontology annotation, cellular component: cytoplasm; COP9 signalosome. The coding region runs from base 60 to 1226 and encodes 388 amino acids. The record is from RefSeq and is a predicted model, not a curated record. Gene Ontology annotation, biological process: protein deneddylation.
UUCUAUUUUUAAUUAUUACUAUUUAUUUAUUUAUUUAUUUUUCAGUCUCUCUCUUAUGAAUGGCAGAAAGUGAAAAGAAGAGAGGUUCCCGAAUCGGCAAAAUCACAACAACAACAACAAUGGAGGCGUUUCCUUCAUCGUCGCAGAUAGCCCAGCAAACCUGGGAGCUUGAGAACAACAUCAUCCCCAUGGAGACUCCUACUCCUCCGGCGACGGCGAAAUCCUCCGGCGGCGAUUCCUCCGACGCUGUCUUCUACUACGACGAGGCCGCCCAGGCCAAGUUCCAGCAGGAGAAGCCGUGGUCUAACGACCCUCACUACUUCAAGCGCGUCAAGAUCUCCGCCCUCGCCCUCCUCAAGAUGGUCGUCCACGCCCGCUCCGGCGGCACCAUCGAGGUCAUGGGCCUCAUGCAGGGCAAGACCGAUGGCGACGCCAUCAUCGUCAUGGAUGCUUUUGCCUUGCCCGUCGAAGGCACCGAGACUAGGGUUAAUGCCCAGGCCGAUGCCUACGAGUAUAUGGUCGACUAUUCCCAGACCAACAAGCAGGCGGGCCGGCUGGAGAAUGUGGUUGGAUGGUACCAUUCUCAUCCUGGUUAUGGAUGCUGGUUGUCGGGUAUCGAUGUCUCAACACAAAUGCUAAACCAGCAAUUUCAGGAGCCAUUUUUAGCUGUUGUCAUUGAUCCCACAAGGACUGUUUCUGCUGGCAAAGUUGAGAUCGGGGCAUUCAGGACAUACCCAGAAGGAUAUAAGCCUCCUGACGAGCCUGUUUCUGAGUACCAGACUAUCCCUCUGAAUAAGAUUGAAGACUUUGGCGUGCAUUGUAAACAGUAUUAUGCUUUGGAUAUCACUUAUUUUAAAUCCUCUCUUGAUAGCCACCUACUGGAUCUGCUAUGGAACAAAUAUUGGGUGAAUACUCUUUCUUCUUCGCCCUUGUUGGGCAAUGGUGACUAUGUUGCUGGACAAAUUUCGGAUCUAGCUGAAAAGCUGGAGCAAGCAGAGAAUCAAUUGGCUCAUUCCCGCUUCGGACCACUAAUAGCACCCCCUCAAAGAAAGAAAGAUGAAGAAUCACAACUUGCGAAAAUUACUCGUGAUAGUGCCAAAAUAACUGUGGAACAGGUGCAUGGUCUAAUGUCGCAGGUCAUCAAGGACAUUCUCUUCAACUCUGUUCGUCAGUCCAAUAGAUCUCACGCGGAGCCAUCUGGGCCGGAUCCAAUGAUUGAGAGUUGAUUUUUGAACCGGAUCUUUGCAGCAAUCGACAGAACCUUUUGUCUUGGUCAAGAGCUUACUAAUCUGAUCACUAUCCCAGGUGGCAGUUGCCAUAAUUCUGUCACCACUUUGUUUGCCGAUGUAAAUCCUUUAUGCAGCCUUUUUUCUUUUUUCUUUUUUAAACUUGGUUUUUGCUUAUUUUACUCUCCAUGCAUUUUUAUUCCUUGUCAAAGUAGUCAGUUGUUAGUUACAUAUGUUCGCCUGAAAGCCCCUCUCGUCCUGAGCCCACUUGGUUUGAAAUUGGCAGAGUGGCUUUAAUGGUUGGGUUAUUCAACAAGGUCUAAAUAUAUUUUACAAAGUUGAGAAUUUAAGAAAAUUUAUUACCUGGGGAAGAGCCUUGAAUGAUUUAAGUUGGGAUCCAUGAGAUUCCCAAACUUUGCAAUCUGUA